AUGGCCUUGGAAAUUGAAACCUUCCGUCAACAGGUAGCUGCAUGGGCAGCAGGAGAUACAAAGCCCGGCCCUCUGUGGAGCUCACUUAUUCUAGCAGUCUCCAGUGGAGGUUCUCUGGUGGCUGAUAGUGCAGGUCCACUGGCCUUCUUUCCUCAGUGGAAGCUGAAACAUUAUGAUGUUAUUGUAGGUGUUUUGUCAGCUCGACACAAUCAUGAACUGCGCAGUGUUAUAAGGAACACUUGGUUCAAGCACCUGAAAAAACAUCCUGCACUGAGCCAACGUGUCCUUGUGAAGUUUAUAAUAGGUGCGCAUGGUUGUGCUGUGCCAGUGGAGGACAGAGAAGAUCCCUACUCCUGCAAACUUCUGAACAUCAGUAACCCAGUUUUGAAUCAGGAAAUUGAAGCAUUCAGUCUCCCUGAGGACAUACCUUCUGUGUUAUCUGAAGACAGAAUCGUCAGUGUGAACUUCCGUGUACUUUACCCAAUUGUCAUUACCAGCCUUGGGGUAUUUUAUGAGGCUGAUGGGGUGGGAUUCCAGAGGAACAUCACUGUAAAACUGUACCAGGCCGAACAUGAGGAAGCUCUCUUCAGUGCUCGCUUUAGUCCACCAAGCUGUGGAGUGCAGGUGAACAGAUUGUGGUACAAGCCAGUAGAGCAGUUCAUUUUGCCAGAGAGUUUUGAAGGUACCAUUGUGUGGGAAAGCCAGGAUCUUCAGGGCCUUGUUUCAAGAAACCUUCAUAAAGUGAUGGUGAAUGAUGGAGGGGGUGUUUUCAGAGUCAUUACAGCAGGGGAAGGGUCACUGCCACAUGAACUCACAGAAGGCGUGGAGGGAAUAGCAGGUGGUUUUAUCUACACUAUUCAAGAAGGUGAUGCUCUUUUAAAGAGCCUCCAUACCCGCCCAGAAAGGUUUACAAGUCACAUAAAAAAUCUUGAAAAAGAAGAUGCUUUAUUGAAGGAAGAAAGCAGUACCUAUGACGAUAUUGUUUUUGUAGAUGUUAUUGACACUUACAGAAAUGUUCCAGCUAAACUACUGAACUUCUACCGAUGGACAGUUGAAUCAACGAGUUUUGAUUUGUUGCUGAAGACAGACGAUGACUGUUACAUUGAUUUGGAGGCUGUUUUUAACAGGAUGAUGCAGAAAAAAUUGGACAGGCCAAACAUUUGGUGGGGAAAUUUCAGACUAAAUUGGGCAGUUGAUCGAACUGGGAAAUGGCAAGAGCUGGAGUACCCGAGUCCUGCGUAUCCAGCCUUUGCUUGUGGGUCUGGCUACGUCAUCUCCAAAGACAUUGUUCAGUGGCUGGCAAGCAAUUCUGAAAGAUUAAAGACGUACCAGGGUGAAGAUGUGAGUAUGGGCAUCUGGAUGGCAGCUGUGGGACCCAAGCGCUAUCAAGAUAGUCUCUGGUUGUGUGAAAAGACAUGCGAGAGUGGCAUGCUGUCUUCCCCCCAGUAUUCUCCACAGGAACUGAGAGCGCUCUGGAGAUUAAAGGAAAUGUGUGGAGAUCCUUGUAGAUGUGAGGAAAGAUGACAGACUUGCCUUGGAAAACA
Molecule: messenger RNA, 1544 nt
Organism: Egretta garzetta (little egret)
Lineage: Eukaryota; Metazoa; Chordata; Aves; Pelecaniformes; Ardeidae
Gene: B3GALNT2
Product: beta-1,3-N-acetylgalactosaminyltransferase 2
Exons: 13
Coding region: 1-1524 (507 amino acids)
Cellular component (GO): membrane
Molecular function (GO): hexosyltransferase activity
Source: RefSeq, a predicted model, not a curated record